This is a messenger RNA of Parus major (Great Tit), 3667 nucleotides long. RefSeq names its product C1q and TNF related 12 (gene C1QTNF12). Gene Ontology annotation, biological process: positive regulation of insulin receptor signaling pathway; negative regulation of gluconeogenesis; positive regulation of D-glucose import across plasma membrane. The record is from RefSeq and is a predicted model, not a curated record. Gene Ontology annotation, molecular function: hormone activity. The transcript has 8 exons. NCBI's taxonomy places the organism in Eukaryota, Metazoa, Chordata, Aves, Passeriformes, Paridae. Bases 2253 to 3215 code for a protein of 320 amino acids.
CGCUCCAUUAUCUGGGAAUUUAAUGGGAAUGUGAGGAGAGGAGGCUUGACAGCUCAUUAGAAUGUGAGCCCUCCUCCUUUCUUUUUUUUCCCUGUUUUUUUUCCUCUCCUUUUCUUGGAGUUGAUGGAAACUCCUUCGGGAAAGGAGCGCUGGAAGAAGCCGGGAGGAGUCAGAGCCUCGGGAGGACCUGGAAUUCUGCCUGGAAUUUUGCCUGGGGAGGAGGAUUGGGAUGCAAAAUCCACGCGGUUCUGCCCCCUGACAGCUUCGGGAUUUGCUGCCCAUCCUUAGGGAAAAGGGAGGAAAAAGCUGGAAAAGGAGGAAAAACCUUGGGAAAACUUCACCUGCUCCUCAUGGACUCGGGAACACCCGCGGAGGUUUUGCUUCUCCCCGACUGAAUUUUUGGGAUUUGAGGGAUUUGGGUUUUUUUGGGGUGUGGGGGAUUUGUUUUCUCCUUACAAGGCUGAGCUGGGAUGCUCGCGUUUCCCUGGGUUCCAGUUCCCUGGAAUGCCGAGAGGCGAGGAUGAGGAAUUAUCCCCGGAGCAGCAGAAUUCCAGAGGGAAUGGAUGGGGUGGGGGAAAUCUCCGGCUGAGCUCGGGCUCAGCUCUGCCCGCGGCGCUCGGAUCUCUGCAGCUCCAGGAGAUAAAACCGGUUCUAAACCCGAGCCGGGGCGCAGAAGGGGCAGAGUAAAACCAGUUUCAAGCCCCGUUUGGGGGCGCUGAGCGCCUUUAAAACCAUUUUCAAUCCCGAUUUAGGGGGGCUGAGUGAAACCGGUUUUAAAUCCGAUUUGGGGGGAGCAGAGUAAAACCGGUUUCAAGCCGGAUUAAGGGGGUCAGAAGGGGCAGAGUAAAACCAGUUUCAAACCCGAUUUUGGGGGACAGAAUAAAACCAGUUUCAAGCCCGAUUUUGCGGGGCAGAAUAAAACCGGUUUCAAGCCCGAUUUUGGGGGACUGAGAGCCUUUAAAACCGGUUUCAAGUGGGGUCUGGGGGCCAGAGCAGCCCCUCCCGAGGGCGGCAGCGCUUCCAGGGCCUCUGGGAUUUCUGGGAAGCGCCGUGGACCCAGCUCCUUCUCCCGGGAGAUCCAGAAUUCCAAACAAAUUCACCUCCACCUUUUCCAUCCCGAGGAGUUGCUCGGAUCCUUCUGGAAGUUGGAUUUUUUUGGACACAAAUCCGAGGUUUUUUUGAAGGAUUUUGCACCCGGCUGCUUGGGACUUCCUGAAAUUUGGAAUUUUUUUGGGGGAGAGGACAAAUCUGCUCGUGUCCUCCUCACCUGGUUAAUUUGGAUUUCUUUCUAGAGAAAAAUCCAGUUUUUCUUGUAGGAUUUUGCACCUGGCUCCUUGAUCCUGACCUGGUAAAUUUGGAUUUUUUUGGAGACAAAUCUGGUUUUUUUGUUGGUGACUGCUUGGAUCCCUCUCACCUGGUCAAUUCUGGAUUUAUUUUAAAGACAAAUCUGCUUUUUUAUUGCUGUUGAACCAUUUUGCACCUGGCUCCUGGAUCCUGACCUGGUUAAUUUGGAUUUUUUUGGACACAAAUCCAGUUUUUUUAGUCAAAGGAUCUUACACCUGACUCCUUGAUCCUGAUCUAAUAAAUUCGGAUUUUUCGGACACAAAUCUGGUUUUCCCUUGAUCCUAACCUGGUUCGUUCAGAUUUUCCAGACACAGAUCCGGUUUUUUCUCCCUCCUGGAGGAUUUCACACCUGAUUGCUUCAUCCUGACCCGGUUCAUUCUGAUUUUCCACACACAAAUCCGGUUUUCCCUGCAUCUUGACCCAGUUAAUUCGGACUUUUUGGACAGAAAUCCAUUUUUCCCAUUUAAUUGGAAUUUUCAGGACACAAAUCCAUUUUUCCCUUGAUCCUGACCUGGCCAUCUUGGAUUUUUGGGACACACAUCCAGUUUUCCCAGGAUCCUGACCCUUUCAUUGGAAUUUUCUGGACACUGGUCGGUUUUUCCCAGGAUCCUGACCUGGUUCAUUGGGAUUUUCUGCACACAAAUCCGUUUUUCCCAGGAUCCUGACCUGGUUCAUUGGGAUUUUCUGCACACAAAUCCGUUUUUCCCAGGAUCCUGACCCUUUCAUUGGGAUUUUCUGCGCACAAAUCCGUUUUUCCCAGGAUCCUGAUCCUUUCAUUGGGAUUUUCUGGACACUGAUCCGUUUUUCCCAGGAUCCUGACCCGAUUCAUUGGGAUUUUCUGGACACUGAUCUGUUUUUCGCAGGCCCCUGUCCCGGUUGGUUGUGAUUUUGGGGAUUUGGGGAGCAGCAUGGGGCGCUGCCGGGCCCCGCUGCUGUGGGUGCUGCUGUGUCUCCAGCUGUGCCUCCAGCUGUGCCUGCAGCUGGGGCCCCGCGCCCCCGGCGCCAGGAGGGGCAGGAAGGAACCGCCCGAGCCCCGGAACGCGUCCCUGGCCAACAGCGAGGAGCAUCCCAAGCUCCCCGAGUCUCCCGAGCUGCGGAUCACGGACCCCCGGCGCACCUGGAUCUCCUUCGUGCACCGCCCCGACGAUGGCAGCAAUUCCAAGAGGAGAUGCAAAGGGAAAGACAAGAAAUUGCGAGGCCUGGUGGGACCGCCGGGCCCUCCUGGGCCUCAGGGACCUCCGGGAGCCCCCGGGGCUGAAGUCACCAGGGAAGUCCUUCUGCAGGAGUUCAAGGAGAUCCUAAAAGAAGCCAUGGAGCAGAGAGCCUCCCUGGCCGUUCCAUCCCGUGCCAGCCCGCUGCCAGCCCUGGAGCAGCUGCCGGCCCUGGAGCAGCUGCCGUGGCGCCGGCGCGUGGAGCAGGCGUUCCACUGCAAACUCAAGGGCCACGUGGUGGUGGACAAGAAGACCUUGGUGGAACUGCAGAAUUUCCAGUCGCCCCUGGCCAAGGGCGCCUUCCUGCGGGGCUCGGGACUGAACGCGGCCACCGGGCGUUUCACCGCACCCGUGGGCGGCAUCUACCAGUUCUCAGCCAACGUCCACAUCGACCACAGCGAGCUGAAGAGCAAAGUGCAGCUCCGAGCCAGGGACAAUGUGCGGGUGCUGAUCUGCAUCGAGUCCCUGUGCCACAGAUACACGUCCUUGGAAGUCAUUGCUGGGCUGGAAAGCAACAGCAAAAUCUUCACUAUUUAUGUCCAUGGGUUGCUGCAGCUGCAGGCCGGGCAGUACACCUCCAUCUUCGUGGACAACGGCGCCGGGGCUCCCAUCACCAUCCAGAACGGAUCUGAUUUCAUGGGAAUGCUGAUGGGAGCCUAGCAGAUUUGGGGAAUUCCCAAAAUCCUGGAGUUUGGACUGAACCCCCCCCCACCCUUUUCACCUUGAAAUUCCUCCCCGUACCUGCAGCGGUUUUAAAUCCUUUCCCAGCUCCUCCAGCUUUGCUUCCAGAAGCUGCUGCUGCUUCCCAAGGUCCUCAUCAGAAUUCCUCGUUAUCCUUUGGGACUCCAUCCCGCUGGGAAUGUUGAGUUUGUGCUUCACCAGAUGCUCACGCCGAGAUUUGGGACCUUGUUUGAUUCCUUCACCGUAGCGCUUGUAACGGGCACGGGCUUUUUGUUGGGAUUGCUUGGGGGGUUUGGGAAUGAAGGAUUGAGGUGGGAAACAGCAGAGGGAAUUCUGUGACUCUUUUCUGGGCCUGGGGAGGGAGGGGACAGGGAUUUCCCAACCAAACUGCUUCUCCCAUGGGAUUUGAUCCCACAAUCCAAAGAAUGCGA